AUGCCCAACUGUAUUCAAUGCACCAGCACAGGACGCAAGUGUGAAUACACUAGCCAAGCUCCAUCUCGUCAUGCCUCAACAUCAGCAUCUAGCGUGGUCCCGGUCCUGGACCGGCCGCUUUCGGUCUCACCUAGUAGUGUAUGGCUAGAGCGACGGGCCUUCGCCCAUUAUUCCCAAUACGCUGCGUCAUUCAUUGCUGGGGGGAUGGACCUCGACUUUUGGGUUGGUGUUGUCACCCAGGUAUGUCGGACUGAGCCUGCGGUGUGGGACGCGAUCAACGCCAUCAGUGCCCUCUUUGAGAAUCUAGAUCCCUGCUUCGACCCCGUCUGGCUCGGGCAAAACGACAACAGAUCUCAGGGAUUGCGUCCUAGCCACAGUGAUGCCUUAUGCUGGUACUUGCGCUCGUUAGCUACUAUGCGCAGGCAAAUUAACUGGGGGAGUGUUGACAUCGACGUAGCAUUGAUUAGCUGCAUCUUGUUUAUCUGCAUAGAAAGGGCGCAGGGGCGGGUAGAAGAGGCGCUACAACUGUACCGGCAGGGUGUAAGCCUCAUCUUCGAGCUCCGGGCACGCGGUACUAGGAGGGGUUCUUGCACGGAUUUCGCUCUUUUACAAGACACCAUCCUCCCUAUUUUCCUACGACUGGGCACAACCGCGCAGUGUAUUUCAGAUGUCCCUGUCAGUGGCUUACUUAACGAAAUUCAGGGUCGCACUGAAAAUACAUUCUCCUCCCUUAGCUCAGCCCGUCUCACAAUGGUCGCUAUCGCUGCAGAGAGCAUGAUCUUCCAGCGCACUGUUCAGGAGUAUUUUGCAGCUGAGGGCCAUGGAUGCACUGUUCCUCCAGUGUUUAAGAGCAAACAGGAAGAUCUCCAGAAAUGA
Molecule: messenger RNA, 876 nt
Organism: Aspergillus pseudoviridinutans
Lineage: Eukaryota; Fungi; Ascomycota; Eurotiomycetes; Eurotiales; Aspergillaceae
Exons: 1
Coding region: 1-876 (291 amino acids)
Source: RefSeq, a predicted model, not a curated record